CUCCGGUUUAGCGCCGGAUCACGUGAGGACUUCUCGUCAAGUCCCUGAAAGGCAAACAGGGCGACACCCACGUCUGUUGGACAUCCCUCCUGGUUCCUCAUCAUCUAGUAGGCUGAAGGGCCUUUUCUUGAUAUGUUCUGGAAGAGAUUUGCAUUCCAGCAGACGUCGAGCAUCGAUACUCUCCUGGAUAGGGAGGAUGCUGACCUUGAGUCUAUUCUGGAUGACGAUGAUCUCUUAAGUGAAUGCAAGAGCCAGAACACGCGUCUGAUUGACUAUUUCCAACGAACGGAUGUCCUACGCAAGCUUCUCGGUUAUGCAUCAGGAGAGAUCGAAGGGGAUGGUAUGGGACGCUUCAAAUACCCACAUGUGUCGACAGAAGUUCUAUGUUGCGAGAUAUGGUCUAUUGUUGAGACCUGUGUGCGAGAGUCGGAGCAACUCCUUGUCCCAUUCUGGGACGCCAUCCUGGAUACCCCCCCUCAACAAUUAACCCAGAAGCCAUUACUGGCUUCUCACUUCACAAAGAUCAAUGCAGUCUUCAUGUCUAAAAAGCCCAAGGAGAUGCUAGACUUCAUUACAAGCCAACCUUCCAUACUUGAACGGUUAAUGAGGCAUCUAGAGACGCCUGCAAUUGUUGAUCUAUUAUUUCGCAUGCUGCAGACGGAUGACGCUUCUGGCGGCUCUGACGUUGUUGAGUGGUUGUCCUCGCAAGGUUUCAUGCAGAAACUUGUCUCACUACUGUCACCACGUCAUCCUCCUGAUCUACAUGCCAUCGUUGCGGAGAUUCUCAAAGGAAUCAUUGUCAUGUGUGCACCUUCCCCUGCUAACGCGAACGAGAGCCAAGUCGUCUUAGUGGCGAACCGAUUCCCACGUCAACUAGUGUCGAAAGACCUGAUUCAGAGCCUCGUAGGCUUCAUGCUUGAUGAUGCACCGGAAAGACGAACCAGCAUUCGCAGCGUGUCUGCAAUUCCACAUUCGAACGCAACGCGUGAGAAUGAUGACGAUGUUCAAUCCGAUUCUGAGUCACUAUCCUCGGGCUCUGAAUAUCAUUCCGCGACUUCAACGGGUACCGAACGAUCAACUUCAUCUCUCCUCCACGUCGCUUCAGUCAUCAUUGAGCUCAUGCGCAAAAAUAAUUCAGACUUCUUCGAGCCGUAUUUAUUUCACACACUCCGUCAUCGUUUAAUCCAAGUUCAGCAACAGUAUAUUCCCACAAUAAUUAGAACGACUUCGGACCCCCAAAAGCGUGCAGGGGAGGAUCGCGAAAUAUUAGAACAGAAUAUGGAUAGUAUGGUUGAUCAAAUGGGGAUCGUCCACUUUGGUGGUCUGCUGGAGAUAUUGAGCGACCGGCUAUCCCAGUUUCAGGCCUUGCUCAAGAGCCCUCGCUCAUUUAACGGCCCAAUAUUGACGACAGUCGGCGAGGUUGUGCCGCUCACACUCGAGCGGUUUCGUAUAUGUGAGCUAUAUGCUGAGCUCCUUCAUUGUUCAAACAUGUCACUCCUCAACCGUCCCGUUGGUUAUGGCCCUGCAUAUGACGAUGAGGGUCGCUUAAUGGGCGGGCUGAGUGCUCUGGAGGAACUGGCACGAGUAGUAUCCAAUGGAGGCAUGGACGAUUCCCCCACACCCCCACCUCAGGUUGAAAGGCCCCCGGAAACAGAAACCGAAGAGCCAACUCCGUCACGAGACCUGCAAGCUUCUUUCGCCUCCACGGACUUGUCGGUCGGCUCCAUCACAUCUGGAGGUGACACAGAGUAUCUUAGCAACCUGGGAGACGACAGAAGCGAAAGCGGAAGCGAUGACAGUGGUCACAUGGAAGAGAUUAAUAUCCAUGAGGAUGGGUCCGCCGUUCGACAGCGUCGUGAACCCUUGCCACCGGCUCCUUUUGCAGUGCCGAGCCCGAGAUCACAGCCCCAUCCCCUUCCAGACACCGAAUCAUCUUCAAUUUCCUCUAAUGCCAAUCUUUCUGCGGACAGUUCAACUCCUCAGGAACCUGUAGAAGACAUUGACCCGUUUACGUUCACGGACCCGAAUGAAAUACCGCCGAGCCCACCAUCUGAUGCUACGGGCAUGUCGGCCUCUAUCAUAUCAUCGGUGUCCUUAGACACGUCACGACUUAUCUCAGUUAGGGAUGAACCUGAAGGAAUUUUGACACUUUCACGAUCAAGUCCGGAUCGUCCUCAAAUGCCGCCCGGCGACAUGUUUAAGUCACGAUUCCUCGAAUUGGACGUCAUCUCAACCCUAUUGGAUCUAUUCUUUGAUUUCCCGUUGAAUAACUUUCUUCACAACGUUGUCUACGAUCUACUUCACCAAAUUAUGACCGGGCGCAUGGAUAGGGCUCUCAAUCGCGAACUUGUCAUGGCAUUGUUCCGUGAGGGUCGGUUGUUCCAUCGUAUCAUCGAAGCACAAAGGCGUAAUGACGAAGCAUGCUCGAAACCGAAGGGUGUUAGACUUGGAUUCAUGGGACAUCUGACAUUAAUAUCCGAAGAUGUCAUUAGUGCACUGUCCCAUUACCCCCGCGAACUGAUGGAACGGCUGUCUCAGUAUGCACCACAGCCAGAAUGGGACCAGUAUGUGUCUGGACGAUUCCAGGAGACCAAGGAGCGAGACGCAAGCCAACUUGGCGGAGGGAAACCACUUAUUCUAUCGGCUCCAUUGCGGCCCGGAUUAGGAGCCAUCGGAAAUGCAAGGGCCGGGGGCCUGGCUGUAGAUGAAGGGGAUGGUUUGGCGCUUAGAGAGACGGGGACCUUCACUAAGGUUGGAUCAACUAAUGGAAUUGGGUCUGCCCCAGUCCAGAAUGUUGUUUUUGCCGCCAGAAAUGAGGAUGAUGAAGACGAUGAUUCAGCCCCUACAGGUCGGUUCGCUCGAUAUUUGGUUCAACAGCUCAACUCGAUGGCGAGCUCCCAACUUGAAUCUUCAUCAUCUGAUAAUUCUGACGACGACGAUGAUGCCAACUGGCUCAGUGAUUCUCCACAGGCUGGUGACUUUGACCUGUCCGCGGGCAACCAACCUUCCAACAAUCGCAGAGCAUUCGGCUCCAGUACCCGGCGGGUAUUUGGGGCUGCUUUCCACGAUUCAUUUGCCGACUUUGAGACCGGCCCAAAGAAAUUCUCGGAAGAGUAUGAUCAAUUUGGUUCACUUGGUGACUCGCAUGCGGGCAAAACGUCACUUAAUUUCUCCGAGUUCACCGACAACUUCGCCUUCCCAUCAUCAUCCACAAAUCCAACCUUCGAGCUUGAUAAUGAGUUUGGCGGGCAUUCACCAUUAGAGGGUUUCUCGUUUGGGGGCCGCAAUUCAUUUGAUGAAGAUGACGACGGCUUUGGUGACUUCCAGACUGCGCCAAUGUUGGAAGUGAUUGCGAGCACAAGCGCAGACGGUAUCACGCAGAGUUUGGAUUCAUCGCAGAACGACGAUUUCGUGGACGAAGUUAUUCAUGGCCUAUCGGCCGAGCACAGCAUGAGGGGCGGAAAGGAUCAAGAGGAUGGCGAGCGGACACCGCGAGCAAGUAAACCACUUUUCGACGAUUCGUUCGGCGAGAACUUCGAGGAGGUGAAUUUGGAUCCCGAUACCUUUGGGUCGCGUCGGAAGAAUUAUUCCUAUGUUUCCAGCGACGACCCUUUCAUUCAUCCUCCGAUAGCAACAUCGUCUGACGAGGUCCCGAAGUCACACGCAAUGGCUGAGUUGGAGCGUUCGUUUGGGAGUGUUUCACUGGACAAAAAUCAGCAAGGAAAUUUGCUUGAUGCCUUCAGUUUGCAUGUUCAGCCAUCCAAAUUGGGAUCGCCCACAAGAACGUUCCGUCUUGAGGAUGGCGAAGACCCCGCUUCCCGAUUCCCCCAAUACUUCACAUCUUCGCAUUAAAUCCGGUGUAUGGUAUGGACUCAUUUAUCCAUUUUUCAUCUGUAUUUACCACACUGUUGUCACUAUAAUAUCGUCAUCUAUGCAGC
Molecule: messenger RNA, 3938 nt
Organism: Cantharellus anzutake
Lineage: Eukaryota; Fungi; Basidiomycota; Agaricomycetes; Cantharellales; Hydnaceae
Product: SIT4 phosphatase-associated protein-domain-containing protein
Exons: 11
Coding region: 133-3852 (1239 amino acids)
Cellular component (GO): nucleus; cytosol
Molecular function (GO): protein phosphatase binding; protein phosphatase regulator activity
Source: RefSeq, a predicted model, not a curated record